Molecule: messenger RNA, 1533 nt
Organism: Plasmodium gallinaceum
Lineage: Eukaryota; Apicomplexa; Aconoidasida; Haemosporida; Plasmodiidae
Product: glutamate dehydrogenase, putative
Exons: 3
Coding region: 1-1533 (510 amino acids)
Cellular component (GO): cytosol
Molecular function (GO): L-glutamate dehydrogenase (NADP+) activity
Source: RefSeq, a predicted model, not a curated record
AUGAUUUCAUAUUUAUCUAUUGUUUCUUUUAUUCUUUUAAUAUCAUAUGUAAACGGAAUUUCAAAAACGAAGUAUAUGAAUUAUAUUACACCAGGUUUUAUUACAAAUGAGGUUAACAUAGGGUCAUAUUCAAAAAACAGAGGAAAAAAUAAGUUAUGUAGUUUAUAUAAUUAUGGAUAUAAUUCUACAAAAUCAUUAGAAUCUAAAAUUGAUGAAUUGCAUGAAAAGGUAAUAUGUAAAAAUAAAAAUGAACCAGAAUUUUUACAAGCAUUUGAAGAAGUGUUAUUAUGCUUGAAGCCAGUAUUUAAAAAAGAUAAUGUUUAUUUAGGGGUGUUAGAAAAUAUAGCAGAACCUGAGAGAGUAAUUCAAUUUCGUGUUCCUUGGGUAAAUGAUAAAGGUGAGCAUAAAGUGAAUAGAGGAUUUAGAGUUCAAUACAGUUCAGUUUUAGGACCAUAUAAAGGAGGAUUGAGAUUUCAUCCUACUGUUAAUUUAAGUGUUAUAAAAUUUUUAGGUUUUGAACAAAUUUUUAAGAAUAGCUUAACAACAUUACCAAUGGGAGGUGGAAAAGGAGGAUCUGAUUUUGAUCCAAAAGAAAAAUCAGAAAAUGAAAUUUUGAAUUUUUGUCAAUCAUUUAUGACCAAUUUAUUCAGACAUAUUGGCCCUAAUACUGAUGUUCCAGCAGGAGAUAUCGGAGUAGGUGGAAAAGAAAUUGGUUUUAUGUUUGGGCAAUAUAAAAAAUUAAAAAAUGCAUUUGAAGGAGUAUUAACAGGUAAGAAUAUAAAAUGGGGUGGAAGUAAUAUAAGAUCAGAAGCAACGGGAUAUGGUGUUGUUUAUUUUGCUGAAAAUGCAUUAAAAGAUUUAAAUGAUAAUUUAAGAAAUAAAAGAUGUGUGGUUAGUGGAAGUGGAAAUGUUGCUCAAUAUUUGGUAGAGAAAUUAAUUGAAAAAGGAGCUAUUGUAUUAACAAUGAGUGAUAGUAAUGGAUAUGUUUUAGAGCCAAGUGGUUUUACAAAAGAACAAUUAGCUCAUAUAAUGGAUUUAAAAAAUAAUCAAAGAAAAAGAUUGAAAGAAUACUUGAAAUAUUCUAAAACUGCUAAAUAUUUUGAAAACCAAAAGCCUUGGGAUAUACCUUGUGAUAUUGUUUUUCCAUGCGCAACACAAAAUGAAAUAAGUGAGAAGGAUGCUGAAAAUUUAAUAAAAAAUAAAUGUCAAAUGGUUGUUGAAGGAGCAAAUAUGCCAACACAUAUAAAGGCCAUACAUAAAUUAAAACAAAAUAAAAUAAUUAUUUGUCCUUCAAAAGCUGCAAAUGCAGGUGGAGUAGCUGUUAGUGGGUUAGAAAUGAGUCAAAAUUCUAUGAGAUUACAAUGGACAUCUGAAGAAACUGAUAAAAAAUUACAAAAUAUCAUGAAAAGUAUAUAUGAUCAAUGUUAUAAUACAUCUAAAGAAUACUUGAAUGAACCAGAUUUAGUAGCAGGAGCUAAUAUUGCCGGAUUCUUAAAAGUUGCUGAUUCAUUCAUUGAGCAAGGAGGCUUAUAA